This is a messenger RNA of Rotaria socialis, 888 nucleotides long. Lineage: Eukaryota; Metazoa; Rotifera; Eurotatoria; Philodinida; Philodinidae. The record is from the annotation of a GenBank genome assembly.
AUGGUUGUGAUCUAUUUUGGUUCAUUUAGUACAAUUGUGGGACUUUUCGGUACUGUCAUGCAGGUGUUCAUUUUAAUGGCUGAUAGAUACUAUCGGCAGACUCCGUGCACGUUCUAUUUUAUUGUGGCUGCAAUACACGAAUGUGGUAUCUUUACAACUGCCUAUGGUCAGCUAGUCGCUUCUGCACUCAUAAGAACUGACCUGGGACAGCUAUCUAUUGUUUGGUGUAAGCUUCGUUAUUUUUUUAUAACAAGCUGCUGUGCCAUGUCUUCGAGUUGUCUAUGUAUGGCUACUAUCGAUCAGUUUUUCAUCACAUCUCAAAAUGCUCGCAUCCGUCAAUUGAGUAGUAUUAAAAAUGCAUAUCGAGUUUGCUUGUCGUUUGCUAUCAUUUGGUGGCUGCAAGGGACCCUUUGGAUAUAUUCUCAGAAUAUCUCACCAAUCACGGGUGCUUGUGUUCGUCGUAGUUAUAAUUUUGCCUUCUAUGGUAUAUUUUUUUCGUGUGUUGUUCUCUGUGGUUUACCUUGUUUAAUCAUGACGAUAUUUGGAUUAUUAGCUUAUCGAAACAUCGGAAAAACAAUUUUUCUCUCGCGUUUAGGCAUCGAUCGACAAUUGGUCAUUGUAGUUUUCAUUCAAGUCGUGCUAACCUUAGUCGGUCUAGCUCCAUAUGGCAUUAAUCGUGUUUUUUUACUUAUCACACUCAAUUUUCAAAAGACUGCUGAUGAAGAAGUCAAGGAGACGUUGGCUAGCAACAUUACUUAUUUGUUUAGUGCAGUUGCUUAUGGAGGACGAUUCUAUCUCUUGAUGUGUUCAUCAUCUCGUUUUCGUCGUAUGGUGAAGAAGCUAUGGUUAUGCGGACAACGUCAAGGACGUAUUGUUCCCACGAUUUAA